Messenger RNA from Nannospalax galili (Upper Galilee mountains blind mole rat), 1035 nucleotides. It is a transcript of the gene Stap1, whose product is annotated as signal transducing adaptor family member 1. Gene Ontology annotation, molecular function: protein kinase binding; signaling adaptor activity. The transcript has 9 exons. Bases 91 to 999 code for a protein of 302 amino acids. NCBI's taxonomy places the organism in Eukaryota, Metazoa, Chordata, Mammalia, Rodentia, Spalacidae. Gene Ontology annotation, biological process: positive regulation of B cell receptor signaling pathway; cell surface receptor protein tyrosine kinase signaling pathway. The record is from RefSeq and is a predicted model, not a curated record.
GAACAGUUGCCUUUCCUCUCACACAACGGAGGUAUCAUUUUGUUUGAGACUGGACAGAACUGAAACCAAAGUGAACACGAACGCGAGGGUAUGAUGGCUAAGAAGCCCCCCAAACCAGCCCCUCGAAAGAUCUUCCAAGAAAGAUUAAAGAUUACCGCUCUACCCUUGUACUUUGAAGGCUUUUUAUUAGUCAAACAGUCAGAAUACCAGGAGUACAAACACUAUUGGACAGAAUUGAGAGGAACCACACUUUUCUUUUACAGAGACAAAAAAAGUACAACAUAUGUUGGCAAAUUAGACAUAACAGAUCUUGUAUGCCUUACUGACCAAAGUUCAACUGAAAAGAAUUGUGCCAAAUUCACUCUUGUUUUGCCAAAAGAGGAAGUGCAACUGAAGACAGAAAACAUGGAAAGUGGGGAAGAAUGGAGAGGCUUCAUUCUGACGGUAACAGAGCUAUCAGUUCCCCAACACGUGUCACUUCUACCUGGGCAAGUAAUUAGACUGCAGGAAGUCCUAGAGAGAGAAAAGAAAAGAAGGGUCGAGACAGAGCAGCUACCACCACUUGUGCCUGUGGAAAAAGAGAAGGAGCCAGUAGAAGAUUAUGUGGAUGUACUGAACCCUAUGCCAGCAUGUUUUUAUGCAGUUUCUCGGAAAGAAGCAACUGAAAUGUUGGAGAAGAAUCCUUCUUUGGGAAAUAUGAUCCUGAGGCCUGGUAGUGACAGCAGAAACUACUCCAUCACUAUCCGCCAGGAGAUAGACACACCAAGAAUCAAGCACUACAAAGUGAUGAGCAUUGGAGAAAACUACACCAUUGAACUGGAAAAACCUGUAACACUCCCAAACCUUUUCAGUGUCAUUGAUUAUUUUGUGAAGGAGACUAGAGGGAAUUUAAGACCAUUUAUAUAUUCUUCGGAUAACAACUUUGGUCAAGAACCCAACACAGAAGAGAGAAAUGAGAAGCUGAAGAAAAGUCCACACAAGACAUGGAAUAAAACAUGAAAAUCAUUUUCAUGUAUCAUUGUAAUUUAUAUUUUC